AUGGAGCUGCUGCUCCUCCCAUGCCGCGCCGCCAGCCCCCGCUCGCUACUUCCAACCAGCCCCGGCGCCUUUCGCCGCGCCGGCGCCACCGCCGCCAGGCCGGCGGCCGCCAGCUCCAGCAACGUCGAGAUCAUCGACGACGCCACGGCGGCGACGUCGUCGCCGGGCGCCGCGAAGCAGUGGCGCGCGGGCGGGCUCGGGCUGGAGCUGGAGCUAUCGGAGGAGAUGCGGCGCGGGAUGAUGUGGCGGAUGCUGGCGCCCCCCGCGGCGGCGGUGGCGGCGGACGUCGCGUUCCUGGGGCUGCUCGAGCGCGCGCAGCCCGGGGACGUGCCGGCAUGGGCCGCCACCGCGGGCUCCGCCGUGCUCUUCGCGGUGGGGCUGCUCGGGGUCCACUACGGGUUCCUGUCGUCGAGGUGGGAUGCGGCGGAGACGGGGUCCGUCGUUGGGUGGGACCUCGCCGUGCGGCACUGGAACGUCCUUUCCAUGGCGAAGGAGUACUCUUCCUCGGUGGUGGAGGAAGACGACGACGACGAGGAAUACGAAGACGACGAAGAGGAGUACGAGGAGGAUGAAGUAGACAGUGAUUAA
Molecule: messenger RNA, 588 nt
Organism: Miscanthus lutarioriparius
Lineage: Eukaryota; Viridiplantae; Streptophyta; Magnoliopsida; Poales; Poaceae
Source: the annotation of a GenBank genome assembly